AUGAAUUCCCCAUCAGAUACCGUGACACCAGACUGCACGCCGAAGAGGAAACCCAGAACCUGCCCUCACUGUAAGCGUCAUUUUCGCCGCCACGAACAUCUCCAACGGCACAUUCGAAUUCAUACAAACGAAAAACCAUACAAGUGUUCAUGUGGUGUUUCUUUUGGCCGGCGCGAUCUCCUAAAGCGUCAUGAGGACAUUGGCCAUUCUUCAAUAACCCCGUCAUUGCAAGAGCCAUCGCCUGUGACUACCGAUGACAGUCAAAGUCACCCAUCACAGGGAAAUAAUGUCGUUACGACACAUCACCCCAGCACAUCCUUUUGGGAACUUCCUGAGCUUCAAGGCGCGGAUGUGUCGGCUGGAACGAUUCAUCGGCAGGAACCACUUCCCGAUCUUCAAUUUGAAGGAGGCUCGCUUUUUAAUGCCCAGGAUCUCUUGGUAUUGCAGGACUUGGAAUCGUUCAGCCAUAAUAUGGGGCUCAACACUGAAUGGGCUCUGCCUUCCGAGCCUAGUAUUGUUCAAAUCGUUGCGGGAGAAUCGAACCUAAAUCCUGUCUUUACGGGGUCUACUGGAAAUAUGUCGCAAGAGCGGCCCUCUUCACGUUCGGGUCAAGAUCAGUCUCUAAGCCGACUCCCCAUUGAACGAGAAUCAGUUGGUAAAUCUCCUUGA
Messenger RNA from Penicillium verrucosum, 669 nucleotides. Its product is annotated as C2H2-type zinc finger protein. Lineage: Eukaryota; Fungi; Ascomycota; Eurotiomycetes; Eurotiales; Aspergillaceae. Gene Ontology annotation, cellular component: chromatin. The transcript has 3 exons. Gene Ontology annotation, biological process: regulation of transcription by RNA polymerase II. Gene Ontology annotation, molecular function: RNA polymerase II cis-regulatory region sequence-specific DNA binding; DNA-binding transcription factor activity, RNA polymerase II-specific. The coding region runs from base 1 to 669 and encodes 222 amino acids. The record is from RefSeq and is a predicted model, not a curated record.